CUGUUAACUCUUUUUAAGCAAAGCGCUUCUUUUGUUUACGUCUUUAUAGUAAGGAAUAUUAAAAGUUCGCUGGGCAUUAAAAUGGGCCGUUCUAAUGCCAACUUGGAGGAAUUAAGAACAUAUUUUAAAAGCCAUAGUAAAAUAAGGGAACAAAAAGCUCAUACGUCUAAGGUUCACUCCGUAGGUUGGAGUUGUGAUGGACGACGUUUAGCUUCUGGAUCGUUUGAUAAAACAGUAACAGUUUACACUUUAGAAAAAGAUCGUGUGAGUAAGGAAAACACAUAUCGUGGCCAUACAGGACCGGUCGAUCAAUUAUGCUGGCAUGCUACCAAUGCAGAUCUCUUAAGUACAGCUAGUGGCGACAAGACUGUAAGAAUUUGGGAUAUUAGAGUUGGGAAAUGUGCUUCCAACACGAACACCAAAGGUGAAAAUAUUAAUAUUACUUGGUCACCAGAUGGAAAAACUAUAGCUGUCGGCAACAAAGAAGACUUGGUAACUUUUAUUGACACGCGAACUAACAAAAUACGAGCCGAAGAGCAAUUUAAUUUUGAAGUCAAUGAAAUUGCUUGGAACAAUAGUAGCGAUUUGUUUUUUUUGACAAACGGCAUGGGUUGUGUUCAUAUACUAAGCUAUCCCAGCUUGGAGUUACACCAUAUUCUAAAAGCUCAUCCGGCAACUUGUAUAUGCAUAGAAUUUGAUCCUACUGGCAAAUAUUUUGCAACCGGUUCUGCAGAUGCUUUGGUUUCGCUAUGGGAUGCAAAUGAACUGGCUUGUUUACGUGUACUGUCACGUUUGGAUUGGCCGGUCCGCACUAUUUCCUUUAGUCAUGAUGCUAAAUUACUGGCUUCGGCAUCGGAAGACUUGAUGAUUGAUAUCGCUCAUACCGAAACGGGCGAAAAAGUAGCUGAUAUACCAGUGGACGCUGCCACAUUCACCGUAGCUUGGCAUCCUAAGCAAUAUUUGUUAGCUUAUGCAUGCGACGAUAAAGACAGCAACGACCGUCGUCGUGAAGCGGGUAAUUUAAAAGUUUAUGGAUUUCAGGAGUGACUUUAAUAAAAUACAGUGUGUGAAACAUA
Molecule: messenger RNA, 1076 nt
Organism: Glossina fuscipes
Lineage: Eukaryota; Metazoa; Arthropoda; Insecta; Diptera; Glossinidae
Gene: tex
Product: THO complex subunit 3
Exons: 4
Coding region: 82-1047 (321 amino acids)
Biological process (GO): mRNA export from nucleus
Cellular component (GO): THO complex part of transcription export complex
Molecular function (GO): protein binding
Source: RefSeq, a predicted model, not a curated record